AUGAGCCAACAAGGCGGAAAAUUCUCUGGGCUCUGGAAGAUUGUGGCGUGGGACGAGCCCGCCUUCCAGGGCCGGAAGCACGAGUUCACCGCCGAGUGCUACGAUCUGGCGUCCUGUGGCUUUGACAAUGUGUGCUCAGUACGCGUGGAGAGUGGCACGUGGGUUGGCUUCGAGCACCCCGGGUUCCAGGGGCAGCAGUUUGUGCUAGAACGAGGCGAAUACCCCUGUUGGGAAGCCUGGAGCGGCAGCAACGCCUAUCACGUCCGGAGGAUGAGUUCUUUCCGGCCCGUCUCCUGUGCGAAUCACCGGGAGAGCAAACUGAGCAUCUUUGAGCAGGAGAAUUUUCUGGGCCGCAAAGGGGAGCUGAGCGACGAUUGCCCGUCCCUCAAGGCCAUGGGCUGGGGCAGCAAUGCCGUGGGGUCCCUCUGCGUGCACUCCGGCGCCUGGGUGUGCUCCCAGUUCCCCGGCUACCGGGGUUUCCAGUACAUCGUGGAAAGCGACUGCCACAGGGGCGAAUACAAGCACUUCCGCGAAUUGGGCUCUCACGCCCAGACUUUCCAGGUGCAAUCCAUCCGCCGGAUCCAGCACUGA
Messenger RNA from Elgaria multicarinata webbii, 591 nucleotides. It is a transcript of the gene CRYBA4, whose product is annotated as crystallin beta A4. The record is from RefSeq and is a predicted model, not a curated record. NCBI's taxonomy places the organism in Eukaryota, Metazoa, Chordata, Lepidosauria, Squamata, Anguidae. Gene Ontology annotation, molecular function: structural constituent of eye lens. Bases 1 to 591 code for a protein of 196 amino acids. The transcript is spliced from 5 exons. Gene Ontology annotation, biological process: visual perception; lens development in camera-type eye.